UAUCAGAAACUGAAAAUUUCCAAUUUGUAAAUCUGGGAGCUUACUGUCUCGUCGGAGAAGUUUAAUCCCGCCGGCGAUCCUCUGAUCAAAAUCUCCCAGCUUUGAGAAGCCUCCGCCGUCGUGUAUUCACAAUUCGCGCUGCCUCAUUGCUCUUCUCUGUAAUGAAACCGCGAUCCUUCUCAGAUCUAUAGCUUCCGAUCCAAGAAGGAGGCUCGAAAAAAUCCUAUCUAAGACGUCGAGAUCUUUGGCUACCGAGAUUCUUCAAGAGGUUUUUGAUUGAAAUCUGAGCUGAUAUGGCGACUCGGAACCGCACGCUCUUGUUCAGGAAAUACAGAAACUCUCUGAGGAGCGUCCGUGCUCCGAUGACGGAAUCGAAAUCCGGCGUAGGUCCGGUGAUCGAGAUGGCGAGCACGUCUCUAUUGCAUCCCAAACGCUCCUACACUCCAGUCAGUACCGAAGAUCCAGCGAACUCAAGUAAAGGAGCAGUGACGGUGGGGUUACCACCGGAUUGGGUUGAUGUCUCUGAGGAGAUUUCGGUGAACAUUCAGCGUGCGAGGACCAAAAUGGCUGAGCUUGGGAAGGCUCACGCGAAGGCCUUGAUGCCUUCGUUUGGGGAUGGUAAAGAGGAUCAGCAUCAGAUCGAGUCUUUGACGCAAGAGGUUACUUUGUUAUUGAGGAAAUCGGAGAAGCAGCUUCAGAGGCUUUCUAAAGGCGGACCUUCUGAGGAUUCAAGUGUUAGGAAGAACGUGCAGCGGUCUCUUGCUACUGAUCUCCAACAACUUUCGAUGGAGCUUCGCAAGAAACAGUCUACUUAUUUGAAACGCUUGAGGCUACAAAAAGAGGAUGGAGGGGAUUUAGAGAUGAAUCUAAACGGAAGCAGUUCUAGAGCAGAAGAUGAUGACUUCGAUGAUAUAUUAUUUAGUGAGCAUCAGAUGAGCAAGAUCAAGAAGAGCGAGGAGAUAUCUGUAGAGAGGGAGAAAGAGAUUCAGCAGGUUGUUGAAUCAGUAAAUGAGCUGGCUCAGAUAAUGAAGGAUCUCUCUGCGCUUGUGAUAGACCAGGGUACGAUAGUUGAUCGGAUUGACUAUAACAUCCAGAACGUUGCUAGUACAGUUGAAGAUGGUCUCAAACAGCUGCAAAAGGCAGAACGUACACAGAGAAGUGGAGGUAUGGUUAAGUGUGCGUCUGUUCUUGUCAUACUCUGUUUCAUCAUGUUAGUUCUCUUAAUCCUCAAGGAGAUUAUCUUCUGAACCAAGAAACAAGGUUGAACCCUCAUUUUUUCAUUCUUUUAUGAUGGGAACCCCACAUUUUUGCACCAAUUGGUCUGAAGAAAAAAUUCGAUUGUGUUGUCUUUCUUGUUCCAUUGCUUUGCUACAGAUUUUUCUGAUACUUUAGUUUCUUAUCGCACUGUUAUAUCAAA
Brassica oleracea var. oleracea is the source of this 1417-nucleotide messenger RNA. Its product is annotated as syntaxin-43. The transcript has 8 exons. Gene Ontology annotation, molecular function: SNAP receptor activity; SNARE binding. Gene Ontology annotation, cellular component: SNARE complex; endomembrane system; membrane. NCBI's taxonomy places the organism in Eukaryota, Viridiplantae, Streptophyta, Magnoliopsida, Brassicales, Brassicaceae. Gene Ontology annotation, biological process: vesicle-mediated transport; intracellular protein transport; vesicle fusion. Bases 294 to 1247 code for a protein of 317 amino acids. The record is from RefSeq and is a predicted model, not a curated record.